This is a messenger RNA of Ostertagia ostertagi, 414 nucleotides long. NCBI's taxonomy places the organism in Eukaryota, Metazoa, Nematoda, Chromadorea, Rhabditida, Trichostrongylidae. The record is from the annotation of a GenBank genome assembly.
AUGGACAAGGAUGAGAUGCUGCGAUAUUUUGACAGCGAGGAGCGGAAUCGUGGUGGUCCUGACAGUCCGACGGGAUAUAUCCAGUCUGAAAUAGUCAUGGUUGCAAAGACUACUAAUAAACCGUCGUCGUCCUCCGUUCUCAGCGGUGGAGACUCACCUUCGCCUCUAUCUGUGCAGUCGAAGUUGGACUGGUCUCCUGGGGAGGUGAUUCAGCCAAUUCAAUCAAUGGAUGUAGGAGAUGAUCUCGCCUCGAUGCUCUCAUCGUCCGGUCUUGACAGUUGCAGUGGCCAGGGAGACGUCGAAUCGCUGCUCGGUCCUGGUUUCAGACCACAAUUACCUUCUCAACCUCUCCAGCAUAUCGACCUGUCGUUCGUCGACUCUUACAAUAAUCCGGCAUUUUACCGGCACGAAUAG